GAAAGAAAGAAAGAAAGAAAGAAAGAAAGAAAGAAAGAAAGAAAGAAAGAAAGAAAGAAAGAAAUUGCGUUUGUUUUUGAAAAGUGGGCGUUGACCUUUCUCUGUAACGUUCGUUCCACGGAUGGGCGUGCAUGGAACGUUCCCGACGAUGACGUCACAUUUCGUCUAUAUUGAGCUUUGCACCAGUUCGCUCCAGGCGUUGGAAGAGGUGGACGCGUUUACAGGUUUCUUAGCAAAAAUAUCCAGGCUCUGUGUUUACUGACCAUGUGCUGCGUUACCAAGACACCCCAGGAGUUAAGAUGAUCGUUGUACUCGGGGAGAUUGGUGGGACAGAGGAGUAUAAGAUUUGCCAGGCUAUUAAACAGGGCAGAAUUACCAAGCCAGUUGUGUGCUGGUGCAUUGGUACCUGUGCUACCAUGUUCACCUCAGAGGUACAGUUUGGCCAUGCAGGAGCUUGUGCCAACCAAGCCUCUGAAACAGCUGUGGCCAAGAACAAGGCUCUGAAAGAGGCUGGUGCCUACGUUCCUAAAAGCUUUGAUGAGCUGGGAGAGAUCAUCCAGUCUGUGUAUGAUGACCUUGUUUCCAAAGGAAUAAUCCAGCCAGCUGAAGAGGUGCCUCCUCCUACUGUACCAAUGGAUUAUUCCUGGGCUCGAGAGCUGGGUCUGAUACGCAAACCAGCUUCCUUUAUGACUAGUAUUUGUGAUGAAAGAGGCCAGGAGCUUCUCUUCUCUAUCACUGAGGUCUUUAGGUCAGAAAUUGGCCUGGGAGGAACUCUGGGGCUGCUUUGGUUUCAGCGGAGACUCCCGAAGUACGCCUGCCAAUUUAUUGAGAUGUGCCUGAUGGUCACGGCGGAUCAUGGCCCAGCUGUUUCGGGUGCACACAACACUAUUGUCUGUGCACGAGCUGGCAAAGAUUUAAUCUCCAGCCUCACCUCUGGCCUCCUCACCAUUGGGGACAGAUUUGGAGGAGCCCUGGACGCUGCUGCAAAGCAGUUCAGCCAUGCAUUUGAUAGCGGUAUGCUGCCCAUGGAGUUCGUCAACAAGAUGAAGAAGGAUGGAAAGCUGAUCAUGGGCAUUGGUCACAGAGUUAAGUCUAUAAACAAUCCUGACAUGAGGGUCCAGAUCUUAAAAGACUUUGUGAAGCAGAACUUUCCUUCCUCACAACUACUGGAUUAUGCUUUAGAAGUGGAGAAGAUAACCACCUCCAAAAAGCCCAACCUGAUCUUGAAUGUGGAUGGUUUCAUUGGUGUGGCCUUUGUGGACUUGCUCAGAACUUGUGGAGGAUUUACGAGAGAUGAAGCUGAUGAAUUUGUUGAAAUUGGUGCCCUUAAUGGCAUCUUUGUCUUGGGACGCAGCAUGGGAUUCAUUGGACACUACCUCGAUCAGAAGAGGCUGAAGCAGGGACUGUAUCGCCACCCCUGGGAUGAUAUCUCCUAUGUAUUGCCUGAGCAUAUGUCUAUGUAAUCAAAGACACUAAGCUGCUACCAGAGGUGGGUAGAGUACC
This is a messenger RNA of Cyprinodon tularosa, 1503 nucleotides long. Its product is annotated as ATP-citrate synthase-like. Lineage: Eukaryota; Metazoa; Chordata; Actinopteri; Cyprinodontiformes; Cyprinodontidae. Gene Ontology annotation, biological process: fatty acid biosynthetic process; acetyl-CoA biosynthetic process; tricarboxylic acid cycle. The record is from RefSeq and is a predicted model, not a curated record. Gene Ontology annotation, cellular component: cytosol. Gene Ontology annotation, molecular function: ATP citrate synthase activity.